This is a messenger RNA of Triplophysa rosa, 2273 nucleotides long. Its product is annotated as E3 ubiquitin-protein ligase RNF135-like. The record is from RefSeq and is a predicted model, not a curated record. Lineage: Eukaryota; Metazoa; Chordata; Actinopteri; Cypriniformes; Nemacheilidae. The transcript has 4 exons. Bases 112 to 1890 code for a protein of 592 amino acids. Gene Ontology annotation, molecular function: zinc ion binding; protein binding.
UCAUAAUCAGAAGCAGGAAGUCUUUAAGUUCAGUUGAGAGAAAGUGAGAGUGAACUAUCAUCGAUGUGUGGAGUGUUUGGUGUUUCUAUCUGUGUGUGUUGAUAGGGUGAAAUGGCAGAAGCGAGUAUUUCAGAGGAUCACUUCAUGUGUUCAGUGUGUCUGGAUCUGCUGAAGGAUCCUGUGACUGUUCCCUGUGGACACACUUACUGCAUGAGAUGCGUCACGGACUGCUGGAAUCGAGAAGAUCAGACGGGAAUCUACAGCUGCCCUCAGUGCAGACAAACCUUCAGUCCAAGACCUGUUUUAUGGAAGAAUGUGAUGUUUGCUGAGAUGAUGGAGAAACUGAAGAAGACUGAAGUCAGAUGUGCUGUUUCUGAUCACUGUUCCGCUGGACCUGCAGAUGUGGAGUGUGACGUCUGUACUGGAAGAAAACACAAAGCCAUCCAAUCCUGUCUGCUGUGUCUCAACUCUUACUGUCAAACUCAUCUUGAGCAACACCAGAAUCUCUUCAGAGGUAAAAGACACGACCUGAUAGACGCCACUGCACCACUUCAUGACGUGAUCUGCCCUCGACAUGACAAGAUUCUGGACAUUUACUGUCGCACGGAUCAGAAGCUUAUAUGUAUUCUGUGUAUAGAUGAACACAAAAACCACGAGACGGUUUCAUCUGCAGCAGCAUGGACGGAGAAACAGGUGCUUAAUUUAUUUAGAAAUAAAUGCUUUUUCAUUGUCUUACUGUGGAAGUUUACUGAGCUUUAUGACGAUUUAAUAUUGACUCUGGAUCCAAACACAGUGAAUGAAUUCCUCCAUCUGUCUGAGGACAACAGAGAGAUUACAAACACUCUCACACAGCAUCAGUAUCCUGAUCAUCCGGACAGAUUUGAUGUGUGUCAGGUGUUGUGUAGAGAGAGUGUGUGUGGACGCUCUUACUGGGAGAUUGAGUGGACUGGUGAAGUUGUGGAGAUAUCAGUGUCAUAUAAGAGCAUCAGGAGGAAGGGACGGGGUGAUGAGUGUGUGUUUGGAUGUAAUGAUCAGUCCUGGAGUUUGAUCUGCUGUGACUCCAGUUACUCAUUCAGUCACAAUAGCAAACACACUAAUCUCCCUGUAAAGCUCAGAUCUAAUAGAAUAGGAGUGUAUGUGGAUGAGAGAGUAGGGAUUCUGUCCUUCUACAGCGUCUCUGACACAAUGACCCUCAUCCACAGCAUCAUCACCACAUUCACUCAACCGCUCUAUCCUGGAAUCCACAAAACAAGUCGUGAUGCUGGAGGUGAAAGGAAGUUUGUCAAGUACACAGGACGGAUGGAGAGCGAGGUGUGUCUCACUGGAGGUGUGUCUGCUCAUGAAAGCCUCAUCACUUCUCCCGAUUCUCUUCAGUUGACUCUGGAUCCAAACACAGUGAAUGAAUUCCUCCAUCUGUCUGAGGACAACAGAGAGAUUACAAACACUCUCACACAGCAUCAGUAUCCUGAUCAUCCGGACAGAUUUGAUGUGUGUCAGGUGUUGUGUAGAGAGAGUGUGUGUGGACGCUCUUACUGGGAGAUUGAGUGGACUGGUGAAGUUGUGGAGAUAUCAGUGUCACAUAAGAGCAUCAGGAGGAAGGGACGGGGUGAUGAGUGUGUGUUUGGAUGUAAUGAUCAGUCCUGGAGUUUGAUCUGCUGUGACUCCAGUUACUCAUUCAGUCACAAUAGCAAACACACUAAUCUCCCUGUAAAGCUCAGAUCUAAUAGAAUAGGAGUGUAUGUGGAUGAGAGAGUAGGGAUUCUGUCCUUCUACAGCGUCUCUGACACAAUGACCCUCAUCCACAGCAUCAACACCACAUUCACUCAACCGCUCUAUCCUGGGUUUGCUGUUUCUUUCAGUGAACUGAAACUGUGUGACCUAACAAUGUAGAUAAUACAGAGAUUACACAAAUCAUAGUUUAUAAGUUUAAAGUUUUUGAUGUUACUCAAAUAAUACGUCCAUCUUAUUGACAUCUGGUGAUAAUUCAGUGGUUGAUGUUAAGAUGGAAAAAGUCUCGAUUAAACGCGAGCGAGUGAAUAUUUGUAGAAAAUGAUUGUAAUGAUUAGACUUUAUUUUGUAUAAUUGAUGUUCAUGAUGUGAUGAUUUCCAGAGGUUUGAUUCAUUGAUGUUGUUGUGAAUGGUUGUAUUAGCACAUACAGUAUAUCAUCAUGUGUGUGUUUGUCUACAGUAGAAUCACAUCAAUGCUGAUAUAGAGUCGAACAGCAUCACUGUCAGUGUCAUAUUGAUGUUUUAAUAAAGACAAUAAACUCUCA